AUGUCACAACUCCGGAUCCUCAAAGAGUACCUCCAUCGGCUAGAGAUGGAUCAAGGUGGUAGUUUACAACGAAUAAGUGAGCAUUUUGACCUCAUCGUUGGGUCUGGAGGUGGUGGGCAAGUAGUCAUAGCUAUCUUGCUGGGAGUCCUUGGCAUGGAUCUGGACCAAGCUUCACUAGCCUUUAGCCGGAUAUGCAAAGCGACUUUGCUCGGAGACGCCCGCUCUCUGACGCAGGAGGAGCGAACCCAGCGACUGGGAGGAGUUAUCAAACAGAUACUAGGAGAGUCCAAAGUGCCAGAAGAUUGCGCAUUCAAUAGUAAAGUUGGCUUGGCGAGUGAAUGCAAAGUUGCAAUAUUAUACCAAUCAGCGGCUCAUCUUGGCCAAUGUAAUCUCUUCCGGAACUACGAUAGUCGACACCUUGCGCUCAACGCGACCAUCAUGCAAGUGAUGCUGGCGGCAUGGGCAACUCCAACGUUGUUCUCUUCGGUCAAGAUAGAAGAUGACAUUGGCCGUGAAGAGGUGGUCAGUGCAGCUGGUGCUUGUAGUAAUCCCAUCUUUGAAGCAAUCUGCGAGGCACAUACGACUUGUGGACCAAAUCGGAUGGUUUCUUGCAUUCUCAGCCUGGGUUCUGGAAGCCAGAGCUCAUGGAGCGCUGAAGUCAAAUACAAGACUUCAAUCGUACAGUAUGCUCGAGAAGCAAUGGGAAUCGCUGAAGACGCACAAAGGCGACUGGGAACCAGUGGUGUAUACUUUCGGCUUGCAGUCACUCCAGCAAUUGAAGACAACCAGGCUACACUCGAGGAUGCUCUUGGAGUAAUUGCGUCAAGCACAUCUCAUUAUCUCUCCUUGGCUUAUCAAGAUGGUCUCGUUGAUGGGUGUAUCACAAAGGCUACUGAGGCGGGGAGCGUGGAGCUGGAAUCACUGCUUCAAGUGCGUGGUGGGAGGACUACUGCAAGGCACGGUCUACCACCACUAUCUCCAUUCUUUGUGACCCGCAAAGAGCUGACAAGUCGUAUAUAUGGGGGAAUCGUACAAGGCAGCGGUCAAACAAUUGUCGUGCUUUCAGGAAUGGGCGGCAGUGGGAAGACGCAGUUAUCUAUCGAAUUUGCACUGAGAUAUGGUGAAUUGUUUCAACACGUCCUCUUUAUUGAUGCCUCGUCCGAAAAAGCAUCGAAACUGGACUUAUAUCAGCAGGCGAUGGGUCUACUGGAGGAACCUGCUGGCAAACUCACCUCUCGAUGGCUCAUCAUCUUCGACAACGCAGAUGACGAGAACUUCAGCGUCCACAACUAUAUACCCAACUGUGGGCAUGGCUCCAUCCUCAUCACGACGCGGAACCCUUCACUUGGCAAUCUCGCGCCUGAAUCUCAUAUCGCUCUCGAUAUCAUGUCAGUCGAAGAAGCCACCAACGCCCUCUUCGCUUCUGCGAUGAAUGCUAAUGAGGAGAAAACUGCGCGUCACAUAGAGACGGCACAGAAAAUCGUAGAACAACUGGGGUAUCUUCCGAUCGCUAUUGUACAAGCAGGAGGGUACAUCAGGAAGCAGCGAUGCUUCUGGGACUACCUGAGGCGGCUCGAGACGAAUCGAGCCAACCUCCUGCGUCAUUACACCGUUCAAAGGGACAGGCUGAAAUAUAAACAUGGCGUAUACGCCGCAUUUGACACCACUUUGGGCGUUCUCUCGUCCCGCGCACUACAUCUGCUUAGUAUGCUCUCUUGCAUGCACUUUGCCAACAUUCCUCGCCAGAUGUUCCUGCUUGCUGCCACCCACGGCUUCGAUCAUCAGGCUUAUGAUCUUUCCCCGCCUCCUGACAGCUUUCAGGGCUCAGUAUCGCUUCUGCGGGAGACUCUGACUCCUAGUGGCAACAAACUGCUAUCCGAAAGCGAGUUGGAUGAGCUAUUGGAUGAGCUAUUCCAAUAUUCCUUGGUUUCCUACGUGCCAUACUACUCCACAGUCACUAUCCAUCUUCACCCACUUCUUCAUUCCUGGGCAGGUGACCGACUUACAGCUGAGCAGCGGCCGAGGUACCGCGCAGCCACUGCCCGAUUAAUCGGGUCCUGUUUCCACCGCACAAAAGUUGAUCUGCUUGGCGAACUCUAUCCACACGUUUCAGCCUUGUUACCAUUCCUGAGCGACUUUCACCUCAAUGAACGCGCAGGCCUUUGUCGAUCGAUCAAGUGGGGCGGAAAAUUCACCUUGCAACGUCAAAUUUGGGAGGAAAUUCACGUCGAGGUCCAGAAGGUGCAUGGGGAAAAGGACAUACGGACGAGCGCUGCAGCUCUCUUCCUAGCCAGUGCAUAUGGAGACGAAGGGAAUGCUACGAUGAUGGAGGAAAUGGAGCGCUCCAUAGUGGCCAAACGCUCCAUGUUAUACGGACCAGGCAGCUUGGAAGCUACCGAAGCAUUACAUCAUUUAGCCUUGACACUUCUAUUGGACAAAAGAGAGUUCAAAGAGGCAGAAGAGGCCGUAUUGAGAGUUCUAGCCGCUCGAAGGCACAUUUUGGGCCCACUACAUGUCGACAUCUAUAGUGCACUCAACACCCUGGGCCAGGUUUAUUAUCAGAGCAAACGUUACUCGGAAGCGGCGUCGACAUUUCUCCAAGCCAGGGAAAUGUACAUGGCGCUUCAUGGGCGGAACCAUGACCCAACGAUUAAUACUCCUUGGUUGCUUGCAAGUUGUUACUAUGCACCGCAGAACCCGGCUGCACGAGAGAUUGUACGUGAGUAUUCCGAUACCCUGGAGAGAAGUCUUGCAGACCGUCUCCUUACACUAUCCACUCUUUACUGGCUAGGAGAGAUAUCCUAUAAAAUGGCCGAGUACGAGCAAGCGGAGAAGUUCUGUAGACGCGAGCUCGAGAUGAUGAGCGAGCAAGUGAAAUAUCAAGGUGACCUGAAGAUUCCUAGGGUCUAUUUGCCUGAAAUGCCCGGGUUGGGGUUGGGACACUUGACAGGCGAGAAGACGAUGAAAGGGCAGGCCAGGUCAUGGGGGACACCUCAUCACCUCGCAUGGACAAGUCAAAUAAAAAUGAAUCUCGGCAAAGCCAUUUAUAUGCAACACCCUCGAUCAUCCGAGGCAGAGAAUUACUUUAAGGAGGCUAUAGCAUCGGCCAGGGAACUCGACGACUCUCUUAUCGACGAAAGACUCCGACUUGUCAGUGUUGGGCUAGUUUGGCUCGCUACUGUCCUGAUCAACCGGAGUGACUACGCACUUGCAGUCGAAAUACUUGAGGAGUGUAUUUCAGUGGGCAGUCAUCUAACUCAGAUGGAGGCCGCUACUGCCGUUGAUCAUGCUACACUAUCAUACGCUACAGAUCUCCUUGCAACGACUCGAGGAAGCUUAGAGAGGCUGAAGUAG
Messenger RNA from Serendipita indica DSM 11827, 3354 nucleotides. The record is from the annotation of a GenBank genome assembly. NCBI's taxonomy places the organism in Eukaryota, Fungi, Basidiomycota, Agaricomycetes, Sebacinales, Serendipitaceae.